Molecule: messenger RNA, 1665 nt
Organism: Penicillium nucicola
Lineage: Eukaryota; Fungi; Ascomycota; Eurotiomycetes; Eurotiales; Aspergillaceae
Gene: sld2
Product: protein sld2
Exons: 2
Coding region: 1-1665 (554 amino acids)
Biological process (GO): mitotic DNA replication preinitiation complex assembly; DNA replication initiation; double-strand break repair via break-induced replication
Cellular component (GO): DNA replication preinitiation complex
Molecular function (GO): single-stranded DNA binding; DNA replication origin binding
Source: RefSeq, a predicted model, not a curated record
AUGGCAGACAGUGCUCUCAAAUCUAGUGCAGAGGUUGCUGCUCAAGCUGUCAAUGUUCGUGCAGACCUGAAAACAUGGGAGAAGGCCUUCGCGUCAGCACAUGGAGGCAAGAAGGCCGGGCGCGAUGAUAUCAAACAGAAUCCGGAUAUCGCGGCGAAAUACAAGGAGUACAGUCGACUGAAAGCUCUCGAGGCCUCUCUAACUCGACGCGAAAACCGCCGACAGGAAACAACAGAAAGCCAGUCUAAGAAGCGGAAACAUGCAUCACCUCCCGGACCAGAUGGCGCAUAUUCCCAAACUACCCCGCGCAAGUCUUCUAAAGGGCUGUUUGCGACCCCGUCCAAUAACCGCACCAAAAUCCAUCCUGCGCAACUCGAUCCGUAUGAUUCGCCCUCUACCCUUCGCAGACUCUUCAGUCCUAGUACACAUCAGGCAGCAGUGUCACCAUUGAAAGCUGCAAUUGGCCCAACUCCCCAGCGAGAUGGAAAAACAUUGGGUCUUUUCGAUAUGCUCUCUGAGUCUGGAGGCAGUGGUGGAACACCCUCCGUAAAGAGGCAGACGAGUAACUUAGCAGCAGGAUUCAGAACUCCGUCCAAACGGAGGCCUGUUGCGACGAUUCCUGAAGAUCCAGAGGAGGAAACACAACAGGAAACACCCAGAUUGGCGCGCACUCCGGCCUCUGAGACUAAACAGUUUUAUCUUGCCAACCUGUUUGCCACGCCCACGACGAUGCGCUACGCUGCUAUGGUUGAAGCGGAAGACAAUGAAGAGGCACAGAAUAACCGAACGGCACGCCCGUCGGCAAUCUCACCACAGGCCGCUCACUCUGGCACACCCUCUUUUCUUCGUCGUUCGAAUUCUGGUCGUUAUCUUCCAUCCGAUGCAAACAAUAGUGGCCAAGGUCUCAGUCCGAUUGUCUCGCGCAAGCCACAACAAUUCGCCAGUAAGGGAUUGUCACAUCUGGUCCAGGGACUGCGGGAUAUGGAAGAGGACCGCAUGGAGGACGAUUGGGAAGUGAUGCGUGAGAUGGAGGAAGAGGCCGAAGCAGAAGAAGCAGCCAAGAACCAGGAAGAUGAAAGUCAAAAUCCGGAUGUCAACCGCAAGUACAAGAAGAAGGGCCAGAAGCGAACGACUCGGAGAGUGGUUAUGAGGCCGGUGAUCAACCAGCCGAAGCCCAAGGUACAGCCGGCUGUUAUCGAAGAGGAUGAAUUCUCAGGAGAUGAGGAUGAGUUGGCAGCGGUUCUUGAAACACAAAUUGCGCCGAAUGUCAAUGAUGCCAAUGAUGGCUGGGACGAUGUCCCCAGUGACAUUGAGAAUGCGGCAGAAGAAGCUGCAGCUGCAAACUUAUCAGAGCCUGAACUAGACACUGAAGCAGAAUUUGAUCCGGACUCAGAUGACGACCCUGAGUUCGGCGAGCGGCCGAAGCCUGUCGCCAGGACGAAGAGUUUCUCAGAGAGGAUCAAGGAGGCUAUAUCAUCUUCUGCUGCUGCAAACCCGAAGGAGCCAGGAUCUCUGGGGAAACCUCCGAAGACCGCUGCGCCCGAAGAAAAGAAACCUCGAGCAGCUCGAAAGAUCAAUCCUCAGGCUCAUGCAAACUUUAGAUCAUUGAAGAUUGGAAACAGAGGAGGUUCUCGGGGUAGAGGGGGACGCUUUCGUCGAAGAUAG